Laetiporus sulphureus 93-53 is the source of this 1016-nucleotide messenger RNA. RefSeq lists its product as uncharacterized. Lineage: Eukaryota; Fungi; Basidiomycota; Agaricomycetes; Polyporales; Laetiporaceae. Gene Ontology annotation, cellular component: mitochondrion. The coding region runs from base 93 to 893 and encodes 266 amino acids. The transcript is spliced from 3 exons. The record is from RefSeq and is a predicted model, not a curated record.
GCGGAGUCUCUAAAAACUAGCCGAGCGUGGGUUUAACCAUACCUUCCUCAUCACCAUGCGCGGUGGCUUCCAAAUGGUGUGAAGUGACUACUAUGGCCUUACUCCGUUCCUCCGGGCUGCCUAUACCUGAGGUAUACGGAUACUCUCCUGCGCCGGACAACGCGGCAGAGACCGAGUAUAUCUUUAUGGAAUUCGUUGAAGGCACUAGCUUGAGCGACAUAUGGUUUGGUUUUAAGGAAGGGGACAUAAUUUCAAUCUCACGCCAACUUGCUGAACUCGAGUCGAAGAUGAUGUCGAUUGCUUUCCCGGCUGGUGGAAGCCUGUACUAUAUAAAAGACUUGGAGAAGGUGGCCGGGAGGCCGGGCAUCCCGUUAGAGGACGAACAUUUCUGCAUCGGUCCAGAUACAAGACUGCCUCUGUGGUAUGGCAGGAGAUCACAGCUCGACGUAGAUCGAGGACCAUACGAAAGUGCCGAAGCAGCACUCGUAAGAAAAGCUGAAAAGGAACUAGCUUAUCUGGAGCAGUUCGGUCGAUCGCUGUUGCCGUUCCAGCACGUAAGGAGGGAAGGUUGCCAGCACCAGGAGCAGCCACCAUCGGAUCACAUCGAGAACCUGCACCGCUAUCUCUUCAUCGCAUCGUCACUCAUCCCUAGAAACCCGGCCCUCGAUCAUUUCUGCAUCUGGCAUCCCGGCCUCCAGCCAAGCAAUAUCCUCAUUUCCAGGUCAUCUGACUCUAACUUGCACAUCAUCGGCCUGAUCGACUGGCAACACGAACAAGCCGGGUUGGGGGAGGUCUCACGGGCAGUAGUCGAUACGGUUAUUCUACGACGUCGUAUAUUCAAUCAUGUAUUCUACCUUUCAUACAAUUGCAUGAUACUCCGACUAUUGCGGUGAGACCCCUCGUUCUUACCGGAAGUUUCUUCAGCGUAUCGCGAUAUAACGUCCGCAAGGGAAAAGAACAUCAUGCAUGUUCCCCUCGACGCGGAGAAUGGUCGAGAAAGGACAGCGGGCCACCAU